Molecule: messenger RNA, 1262 nt
Organism: Polyodon spathula (Mississippi paddlefish)
Lineage: Eukaryota; Metazoa; Chordata; Actinopteri; Acipenseriformes; Polyodontidae
Gene: egfl7
Product: EGF-like-domain, multiple 7
Exons: 7
Coding region: 446-1153 (235 amino acids)
Biological process (GO): anatomical structure development
Cellular component (GO): extracellular region; cell surface
Molecular function (GO): signaling receptor binding; calcium ion binding
Source: RefSeq, a predicted model, not a curated record
ACCGCGGUGUCGCACAGUAUAGGGGGUGUUUCCCUCAAGUGUUGCUAUGGUCACGGGUGUUCCAGCUGGCGCGGGCAGGAGGGGUGUCCCCACCGUAUUCUAUCAGUUUCUGCAAAAGCUGACAAGAGUUCAAACUGGCUGCAGCCAAAACAUUGGACUAAGUGGGGAUAUUAAAUACAGAGCUGGCAUUGUGGAGAGAAAACUAUUAAGUUAGAAGACAACUGAGUUUUUUUUUUUUUUUUCCUUUACGUUGGUGGGAUUUCUGUUUUGGGAAAUUGGUGAUAUUUUAUUACGUAGGUGCAUCCAGUGUUGCAGUGUCAAAAGUGGCUGGCGUUUCCUAUAGAAGAUCCAUAGCAGAUAGUCACACUCGAAGCGUAUCGGCAAACAGGCACUGGCAGGAUUCUGUCCACCUGGAGCAGACAGACAUACAGACAGACAGAGGCAGAUGACGAUGCAAGCCAGGCAGCUGGAGAUGAACCAAGCUCUGCUACUUUUCACCUCUUUCUUCCUUAUACUCCCAGCCCUGUGUACCAAUUACCUGAUGCAUCCUGGGCGGAGGGUGUGUUACAGAGGGGCAGCGAGCAGCACCUCGCUCUCACACACAGAGUCCUUUGUCCAGCCAGUCCACAAGCCAUACCUCACCUUUUGCGAAGGCCACAGACUCUGCAGUACCUACAGAACUUCCUACAGAGUGUCCUAUCGACAGGUCAUCAGGAAGCUGCCCCCACCGAUGCCAGAGUGUUGUCCUGGGUGGAGGAGAGUUAAUUCACACAGCUGUAACCAAGCUGUUUGUGCGAAGCCCUGUGCACAUGGAGGAACCUGUGCGAAACCCAAUCAGUGUGCCUGCCCUCCAGGCUGGACUGGGAGAUACUGUCUCAAGGAUGUGGACGAGUGUAGCAGCGGGACCCAUGCAUGUGCCCAGCAGUGCCAGAACAUCGCCGGGAGUUACCAGUGUGGGUGUCGGGAGGGGUACCUGCUGAGUAGCGACGAGCGAUCUUGUGAGCAGGUGGACCAGCCAGUCCCAAACAAGACCACUAAUAAACUCAACAAUGCAGAUGAAGAGCCUGUGGCUUCAGAUCAGAUGAAGGAAGAGGUUCAGGACCUGAGGAGCAGAGUGGAGGUGCUGGAGCAGGUAAUACAAACCCCACCAUAAUCACAAGUGUAAAGAAAGUGCCUCUAGCAGGAGCUGUCAUUAAGACUCUAUGCCAGAUUUAAUAAGAUGUUGCUGGAGUGCAAAGCUAGAAGUCGCAGUGCUGAUUCAG